Leptosomus discolor (cuckoo roller) is the source of this 3178-nucleotide messenger RNA. Lineage: Eukaryota; Metazoa; Chordata; Aves; Leptosomiformes; Leptosomidae. The record is from RefSeq and is a predicted model, not a curated record.
GAACGUGGACCGCCCUGAGCUGUGUCAAGUCUCCCUCUAUGACUUCCAGAAGUUCCUGCUGCACGACCAGAAGGAACCCUGGGCCAGUGAUGUGGGCAUGGUGCGGGACUACAUGUGCGCCUACCUCAAAGAGGGCUCCAGCGAGGCAGCGGACCCCUCUUUCCAGCUGGAUGAGUUCCUCACGUACCUCUUCUCCAAGGAGAACAUGGUGAUGGACGCCAAGUAUGAGCGCGUGGUGCCCGAGGAGAUGAACCACCCCCUGUCCCAGUACUGGAUCUCCUCCUCCCACAACACGUACCUGACAGGGGACCAGUUCUCCAGCGAGUCCUCCCUGGAGGCGUAUGCCCGCUGCCUGCGCAUGGGCUGCCGCUGCAUCGAGCUGGACUGCUGGGAUGGCCCAGACGAUCUUCCCAUCAUCUACCAUGGCCACACACUCACCUCCAAGAUCAAGUUCCUGGAUGUGCUGCACACCAUCAAGGAACACGCCUUCGUCACCUCUGAGUUCCCCAUCAUCCUCUCCAUCGAAGACCACUGCAGCAUCGUCCAGCAGAGGAACAUGGCCUCCCACUUCAAGAAGGUCUUUGGGGACAUGCUGCUCACAAAGCCAGUGGACAUCAAUGCCGAUGAGUUGCCCUCGCCCACCCAGCUCAAGAAGAAGAUCCUAAUCAAGCACAAGAAGUUGGUCGAAGGGAACCUGUACGAGGAGGUCUCCACUGCCAGUUACUCAGAGAACGACAUCAGCAACUCCAUCAAGAACGGCAUCCUCUACCUUGAAGACCCCAUCGACCACACCUGGAGCCCCCAUUAUUUUGUCCUGACAAGCAACAAGAUCUACUACUCAGAGGAGACAUCCCGCUACCAGUUCAAUGAGGAUGAAGAGGAAGUGGAGCAGAAGGAGGAGUUCAACAACAACGAGCUGCACUUCACGGAGAAGUGGUUCCAUGGGAAGCUGGGAGGUGGCCGCGACGGUCGGCAGAUCGCUGAGAAGCUGCUGCACGAGUACUGCACCGAGACGGGCGGCAAGGAUGGCACCUUCCUGGUGCGCGAGAGUGAGACCUUCGUGGGGGACUACACUCUCUCCUUCUGGAGGUCCAGCCGGGUGCAGCACUGCCGGAUCCAUUCGCGGCAGGAGGCCGGCGCCACCAAGUUCUACCUGACGGACAACCUGGUCUUCGACAGCCUCUACAGCCUCAUCUGCCACUACCGCGAGGUGCCGCUCCGCUGCAACGAGUUUGAGAUGCGCCUCACCGACCCCGUCCCUCAACCCAACGCCCAUGAGAGCAAAGAGUGGUACCACGCCAGCUUGACGCGCCUGCAGGCCGAGGCAGGGCAUCACCUCCUGCCCAUCCCCAUCAUGAAGCCGGAGUCUGGCCACCCCUGACAUAUCCCUCCCGGCUCUCUUGGCCCCAGGGCGGAGGGGAAGAUCAAGCACUGCCGCAUCCAGCAGGAAGGUCGGCUCUUCAUGCUGGGCAGCUCGGCUGAGUUUGAGAGUCUCGUGGACCUCAUCAGCUACUACGAGAAGCACCCGCUCUACCGCAAGAUGAAGCUGCGCUACCCCAUCAACGAGGAGACCCUGGAGAAGAUGGGUACCACCGAGCUGGACUAUGGAGCCUUGUAUGAGGUGCGGACCCCCCACUUCUAUGUAGAAGCCAACAAGAUGCCAAUGGCCAGGUGCACAGUGAAGGCUCUCUACGACUACAAAGCACAGCGGGAGGACGAGCUGUCGUUCUGCAAGCAGGCCAUCAUCCACAAUGUCGACAAGCAGGACGGCGGCUGGUGGCGGGGGGACUAUGGGGGCAAGAAGCAACUGUGGUUCCCGGCCAACUACGUGGAGGAGAUCGUCAGCACACAAGCGCAGGAGCAGGAUGAGGCCUCAUCAGAAAACAGCCCCCUGGGGAACUUCUUGAAGGGCUUCAUCGACGUGCCAUCCUGCCACGUCGUUAUCUCCAAAGACGGGAGGAGCUCCAAACCAUUUGUCUUCACCAUCCAUUCCCAGCAGAUGUCCCACGCAGCCCAGUCACUGGACGUGGCCGCGGACACGCAGGAGGAACUCAGCGAGUGGGUGGCAAAGAUCCGAGAGGCCACGCAGAACGCCGAUGCCAGGAUGCAAGAGGGGAAGAUCAUGGAGCGGAGGAAGAAGAUCGCGCUGGAGCUCUCCGAGCUGGUUGUGUAUUGCCGCCCAGUGCCAUUCGAUGAGGACAAGAUUGGCACGGACAAGGCAUGCUACCGGGACAUGUCCUCCUUCCCGGAGACCAAGGCGGAGAAGUACGCCAACCGCAGCAAGGGCAAGAAGUUCCUGCAGUACAACCGGCGCCAGCUCAGCCGCAUUUACCCCAAAGGGCAGCGCCUGGACUCUUCCAACUAUGACCCGUUGCCCAUGUGGAUCUGCGGUAGCCAGCUCGUGGCCCUCAACUUCCAGACGCCCGACAAGCCGAUGCAGCUGAACCAGGCACUCUUCAUGCUCGGUGGCCGCAGCGGCUACGUCCUGCAGCCUGACAUCAUGAGGGAUGAGACUUUUGACCCCUUCGACAAGAACAGCCUGAAGAUCGUGGAGCCCAUCACAGUCCAGCUGCAGAUCCUCGGUGCCCGGCACCUACCCAAGAAUGGGAGGAGCAUCGUGUGCCCCUUCGUGGAGGUGGAGGUGUGCGGCUCUGAGUACGACAACAGCAAGAACAAGACAGACGUUGUAGCCGACAACGGCUUCAACCCUGUCUGGCUCUUCAAGCAGUUUGUCUUCGACAUCAACAACCCUGAGUUUGCCUUCCUCCGCUUUGUGGUGUACGAGGAGGACAUGUUCAGCGACCCCAACUUCUUGGCACAAGCCACCUUCCCCGUCAAGGGCCUCAAAACAGGCUACCGGUCGGUGCCGUUGAAGAACAGCUACACUGAGGACCUGGAGCUCGCCGCCCUCCUCAUCCACAUUGAGAUCAUCAACGCCAAGGAGGAAGAUGAGGAGAACCUCUACUCAUCUAUCCAGCAGCUGCGGGACCGUGCCAGCGAGCUCUCCAGCCAGGUCUCCAGCUAUGAGCGCACCAACGGCUGUGACUCCCGCUACCAGCAGCGCCUCGACGAGCUACGGGCAGCCCAGGAGCGGCUCAUGGAGCUCACCGAAGUCCGCAAUCGCAAGUUGAUGGAGAAGAAGAAGAGGGAUCGGCAGAUGGUAACCAAACGCAGCUGA